AAAAGAAGAAAAACCGAGUAGCUUUCUUUGCAAGGUUAUGGAUUCGGCCACCUCCUCCUGUCUGUCGCCGUACGCCGGAGGUCGCCGAUCGGAUGGUCAACAGCUGAUUGUUGGCGUGAUCCAGUUGCCGGAACUCUAGAGCAGUCCUGCCGUCCUCCCCUCCCUCGCCCUCUGUUCCUCUGUCUUCUCCUUUUUAAGGAAAAUUCUUCAUCCGGGUUCCAGCGACUCUGCCUUGCGACUGCCGGCGCGGGAUCGGAGAUAUGUACGCGCAUCCUCCGCCUGUUCCUGAGAGGGAUGGCAGUGGCGCUGAUGCGAGCCACGCGCCGAGGGUUUACGAGGUCUGGAAAGGCAGCAACGUAUUUUGUCUUAAUGGGAUGUUCAUCUUCGGACCCGAUGCAAGAUCUAUAUUCUUAACCAUAUUCCUCAUUGCUGCUCCUGUGGCUAUUUUCUGUGUUUUUGUUGCAAGACAUUUAAUGGAUGAUUUUAAAGGCCAUUGGGGAAUAUCGAUAAUGGUGGCAGCUGUUGUAUUCACAUUAUAUAUUUUUUGUCUUCUCCUUCUUACUUCUAGCAGAGAUCCUGGCAUAAUACCUCGUAACACUCACCCUCCAGAACCAGAAGUCUUGGAUACCAAUGUUGAUGUUGGAGCUGGUCUGACGCCACAAUCACGCUUACCUCGUUUUAAGGAUGUGGUUGUAAAUGGAAUCAUUGUAAAGGUGAAGUACUGUGAUACCUGUAUGCUGUAUCGGCCUCCUCGCUGCUCCCACUGUUCAAUCUGCAAUAAUUGUGUGGAACGUUUCGACCACCAUUGCCCUUGGGUUGGUCAAUGCAUUGGGCUGAGAAACUACAGGUUUUUCUUCAUGUUCGUUUUCUCAACAACCAUGCUAUGCAUAUAUGUCUUUGGAUUUUGCUGCGUCUACAUUAAGAGGAUCAUGGAUGUUGAGGAGACUAAUGUUUGGAGGGCAAUAGCUAAAACACCUGCUUCAAUUGUGUUGAUUGUCUAUGCUUUUGUAGCUGUGUGGUUUGUUGGUGGCCUUAGCGUUUUCCAUUUGUAUCUUAUUGGCACAAACCAGACUACUUACGAAAACUUUAGAGCUCGAUAUGAUGCGCGAGCUAAUCCUUACAAUAGAGGGUUGGUGGAGAAUUACAAGGAAGUCUUCUUCUCGAAAAUACCUCCUUCUAAGAACAAAUUUAGAGCAAGGGUGCAUUUGGAAACAGGUUUACGGUCGGGGUCAGCUGAACCAGGUUUCAUUAGUCCCAACAUGGGGAAGUCUGUUGGUGACAUUGAGAUGGGUGGCAAGACUGUGUGGGAUGAUGUUGGUGGAGGGAUCGCUGAUAUUGAAAGGAGGUAUGGAACCGAUGGUCUGCAGAGCAAGGAUGCUGUUGGUGACAUGUCAUCUCCUGAAUUUGGGCGAGCUGCACUUCCAGCAGAAGGCCUUGAUGGACGGUUAGCAAUCCAUCCGAGACGUUCUAGCUGGGGACGAAAGAGUGGUAGUUGGGAGAUAUCACCUGACGUCUUAGCUUUGGCAUCCAGGGUUAGUGAGUCAAACCGAUCAAACCGUUCUUCUGCAGGGUUAUAGAAAACGACCGUGCUGAUUAUUGAUUAUUCACUGGCCCAAUGCUUUCUUGGGCUUGAUGAGGUUACUGGUGAUGUUUUUACGUGUCUAUCUUGGUUGCUUACAAGGUUGGACUAGGAUCUUGUAAUGUCCAAAUGGUGACACCACAUCUUCAACUGUUUUGAAUGUUAUUGUACAUCAAUAUCUGAGUUCUAGUGUGGUCAAUCUGUGGAAUGUUGUUAUAUUUGCUGAUUUUUCUAAUAUAUAUUUUCGGUUUCUGAGUGCUGCUCUA
Molecule: messenger RNA, 1845 nt
Organism: Nymphaea colorata (pocket water lily)
Lineage: Eukaryota; Viridiplantae; Streptophyta; Magnoliopsida; Nymphaeales; Nymphaeaceae
Product: probable protein S-acyltransferase 7
Exons: 5
Coding region: 261-1577 (438 amino acids)
Biological process (GO): protein targeting to membrane; peptidyl-L-cysteine S-palmitoylation
Cellular component (GO): Golgi apparatus; endoplasmic reticulum
Molecular function (GO): protein-cysteine S-palmitoyltransferase activity
Source: RefSeq, a predicted model, not a curated record